Parus major (Great Tit) is the source of this 6416-nucleotide messenger RNA. It is a transcript of the gene RAD23B, whose product is annotated as RAD23 homolog B, nucleotide excision repair protein. Gene Ontology annotation, molecular function: damaged DNA binding; polyubiquitin modification-dependent protein binding; proteasome binding. Gene Ontology annotation, biological process: nucleotide-excision repair; proteasome-mediated ubiquitin-dependent protein catabolic process. Lineage: Eukaryota; Metazoa; Chordata; Aves; Passeriformes; Paridae. The coding region runs from base 2262 to 3467 and encodes 401 amino acids. The transcript has 13 exons. Gene Ontology annotation, cellular component: cytosol; nucleoplasm. The record is from RefSeq and is a predicted model, not a curated record.
AAAGGGACGAGGGCGGCCGGAGCGCGGCACGUAACCGCCGCCAUGCAGAUCACGCUGAAGACUCUGCAGCAGCAAACCUUCCGCAUCGACAUCGACCCCGAGGAGACGGUGAAUGUUUUCUUCUGGCACACGGGAGCCCGCUGGAAAAUCCUCAGGGAAAUGCAGCAUUCUGAGAUGAGAAGGGCCUUAAUAAAAUCCUGGGAAGUAAAUUCAAGGAGAGGACCGAAGGAAUGUUACCAGUCAAAGCCCUCACCAGUUUAUGAGACAGCAGAAUGCAAUGACUACAAGUUGGAUUGUGGGAAAUGAGACUGCACCCUCUGUUUAUAAAUGUAGCUGCUACAGUAGCUCAAAAUUAAAAUGCUCCUCAUGAGCAUAACUUCAGGUUUUAGCCAGGAAUGGGUGGUAAGACAAAGGAAAUCUGGUAGAAUUUGAGGAGAACUUUGUUUUAAAAGCAGCAGGAUAAAGACCUGAUGUUAUUAGCUGUAGAGGUGAAGAACCUGUUUAAAUUUCUGUGGCACACGUUUUAGAAAAUUAUGAAGAACUUACUCUUGGAAGUAUUAAAAAUCAUAUUGACUUAAUAAAUAGAAGUUCAGCUUUGGGCCUUCAGUUACAAACUGAGUCUUAAAAUCAAUCAGAAAACGAUUUAAAAUAUGCUAUGUUGAGGAAGUGCCUCACAAGUGUGUGCUUUCAAGUCCUCAGUCAGACUUUUUCGAAUACACAAAUUUUAGCUAACUAUGCUGGUUUCUUAGAUUAAUUUCCUGAGAUCUUGAAAUGUGUUUCAUGUAGUUUGGGGAACAUUACUUUUAGUCUUUGGACCAUGUGUGUGUUUCUCAGAGGUAGGCUUGUUUACUUGGAUUUCUGCCCUGUGCUGUGACAAGGCCAAAAAUCACGUAGUUGUGAUAGGCACAGGAAACCUGUUGAUCCAAAGUUGGGUUCUGUUUCUGUAAAAUUGCUUUCAUGCUCCUUUUCUCCCCUUACUCUCAGUACCAAAUUAAUCUGGAGAGACUUGAUGUUACUGUGCAAGGUAGCAUUCUGACAAUAUUUAAUGCUUGUAGCUGAGAGCUGCUGCUGAUAAGAAUGUUUAAACCACCCUCCAAUGAGAAUUUGAAGCAACACACAUCCUAAUAACUAAUUAGCUUUGCUGCUUAGCUUUUUGCACAAGCAACUGGUGGGUUUUUUUUCCUAUUAAAUCACACAGUUGAGUUUUAAACUUUCCUUCAGUAGUCUGACUCUAGUUUUGGUUUGGUUGUGUUUUAAAACAUUAGCCAGCUGAGUAUUUUGAGUGAAUAAAAACUGUACUUGAAGCUAUCUUGCUUGACAAAGCACUGGGUGAAGACUGUCAGGUACUCUGACUGACUAAAGAAGAUGAAAAGAUUUAGCCUCAGGCCCUAUUAUUGGGGAAAGCCCGUUAUCAAAUGAAAUUUUCGCAAGCCUGGCUGUUUUUCCUCAAGUAUUGUGAUGCACCCAUCAAGCUCCACACAGGGGUGCAUAUACCUAUUGUGGCCGUUCUGGUGUUCUGAGCGGGGCCACGCAGGGCUUGAGCGCUCUGACUUAACCAGGGUAAAUGAAAGCAUGUAUCAAUCUGCACAAGCUGCUGCUUCUUUUUGUUGGCUCUCUGUGAGAAAGUAAAUACGUGAAACAUUGUGUUAGGAAGGAAUAACAAGCGCUGUCUGACACUGAUGCAGGCCUGUGUAGCCACAUCUCUUGUCUGAAGUGACAGUGUUGACACUGUAAGCUUCUAAAUGUAGCAUUUCUGUUGUAGUUAUCUCUAUCUAGAUGCUAAGCAGGGUUUUAAAAGUCUUCAACAAACAUUCUUAACUCUGAAAGUGAAACACUGGGCAAAAGUUAAGUCUGUCCUGUUUUGUUUUCAGCUCCCCCUGUGCUGUUAGCCCAAAAACCUGGUUGUCAAAAUGCAGAGAAGUGCAGGGAAUAUUCAGGAUGUCAGCAGUCUUUCGGCCGCAGUCUCUAUGUCACAUAAUAUGGGCUUUCACAUUUCACUGUUCCACCACAGCACUUGAACACCCAGGAAAAGCCAGCUUGUUUAACACCGUGUCAGCAGAACACAUAGUUGUGGAAGUCUGAGCUUCUGCUGUGUUCUGGUGUGUCCAUAGUAUGUGUGUGCUUUAUUUAAAUGUGUUUAUGGAGAUUUCUGGAUGCUAAUGUUACUGUGUCAGAAUAAUUAAUUUUGUAACAGUUCUGGAAGAAUCAGAGACCACUGAUGAGUGAAAUGGUGCAAGCUGACUCCAGGGCUUGUAACUUGUAUGACUGGAAAACAAAGGUAUCUGUCCUUGAUAUGGAUAACAACAGGCUGGAAGGUGUUCCCUUUGAAGGUGAAGGCACUGAAAGAGAAGAUUGAAUCAGAAAGGGGGAAAGAUGCCUUUCCAGUAGCUGGCCAAAAACUAAUUUAUGCAGGUAAAAUCCUUAAUGAUGAAACUGCUCUUAAAGAAUACAAGAUAGAUGAGAAGAACUUUGUUGUGGUUAUGGUGACAAAACCCAAAGCAGCAGCUGGAGCGACUCAGCCGUCAAAUGCCACUUCCACUGUUGGCUCAACAACUGCAGCUCCCACAGCAGUUGCUGCACCAAUCCCUGUUCCUGCUCCUGUGCCAGCUCCUGUCCCUCCACCACCAGCACCAGAUGCAGUGGCUUGUGAACCUGCACCUGUGAGUGCCCCAAUAGAGGAGAAGCCAGAAGAAAAACCACCUGAGGCACCAGCUGCUAUCAGUCCAUCAUCAAUUGACAGUACAACAGGUGAUACAUCUCGAUCAAAUCUUUUUGAGGAUGCUAUAAGUGCACUUGUGACUGGUCAGUCCUAUGAGAACAUGGUGACUGAGAUCAUGUCCAUGGGCUACGAGCGGGAGCAGGUGAUUGCAGCACUGAGGGCCAGCUUCAACAAUCCUGACAGAGCGGUGGAAUACCUUCUGAUGGGUAUACCUGGAGAUAAUCAGGCUGUGGCUGACCCCCCUCAACCACCAAGCACUGGUGCAUCUCAGUCUUCAGCAGUGGCAGCAGCAGUAGCAACUAUACCCACGACUACUAGCUCACUAGGAGGACAUCCACUUGAGUUUUUACGAAAUCAGCCUCAGUUCCAGCAGAUGAGACAAAUUAUCCAGCAAAAUCCUUCUCUGUUGCCAGCAUUGCUACAGCAGAUUGGACGGGAAAACCCCCAACUACUGCAGCAAAUAAGCCAGCACCAGGAACAUUUUAUUCAUAUGUUGAACGAGCCAGUUCUAGAGUCUCGCCAAGGUUUAAGUGGCAGUGAUGAUGGUGCCAGCACUGGAGGAAUAGGAGAUGCUGGGAAUGCUCAUAUGAACUACAUUCAAGUAACACCUCAGGAAAAAGAAGCUAUAGAAAGGUUAAAGGCAUUAGGAUUUCCUGAAGGACUUGUGAUACAGGCAUAUUUCGCUUGUGAGAAGAAUGAAAACCUGGCUGCCAACUUUCUUCUACAGCAGAACUUCGACGAAGACUGAGAGAAUUUUCUUUUCUAUUUCACACCUCACACCAGUGCAUUACACUAACUCUGUUCACUGGAUUGUCUAGGAUAUUUGGGCUUAUAUUCAUUAUGCUUGGUGUAUGGCAAAUUAGGGGGUGGGUGGAAGGGAGAACAUAGGAAACAAAGCAAAGAAAGCAACCAGUUUUAAAUGUCUGUUUCUAAAUUAGCAGAAAAUCGCACAGUGUAAAAAAAAAAACCAACCAUAUAUAUAUAUACAACCAAAAAAUCAGCUUCUGCAGAUAAUUAGUUCCUUCUAUAACCUGUAGGUUAACUUUUUCUAGGUUUAAACUCUUAUUGUACUAGUUCCAGAAACGUAGUGUAAUGCACUGUUUCAUGUUCCUUUCCACUUAGUAUUGACAAUGGAAGUAGCCUGUGCUACGUAGAUUCUACAGUCUGUAUUUCAUGGCAACACUGGAUAGCAGCUUUGUGAAAUCUAAAAAAUCUGAGCAAAUGUAAUCCUGAAUGCCAGAAUAGGGGGAUUCAGGUUUUUUUCUUCAGCUGUGUUAAAGUAGUGCAAGAAACACACUAUUUUUGUCUAAUGCUGAAUUAGAACAGUGUUGGCUUUUUACUUUUUUUCCAAGGAAAACCCACUGCAGUUAAAAGUGUCCUGAUUAUUGAAAAACACCACCCCCUUCUUUGUCCCCCUGAAAUGAUCUGAGAAACUAUAUACAUACAGAAAAAAAAUUAUUAUCCUGUUUACAUAUUUUUUCUUUGGGAAAAAAAAAAAUUAUAGAUAUCUAAUUACUGUUCUCUUAAUGUUAUCUUGCAGUAAAAGUUUUAAAAGCAAUAGAUUGCAUGUUUGGUUUUGUUAUAUGCACUCUAGUGAAUUGAAUAUUCUUUUUCUGCCAGCAAACAAAAUGCAAGCUUCAUUUUUGUCUGCUGCAAUGAGACUUUAUCAAAUCAAAUUUCACCUUCCCAACUUUGUUGAACCAGCUUUUGUAGUACAGCUCUAAGUGUUCUGUUGCUCUUGAGUAGAUUGCAGUGUUCAAGCUAUUUCUGUUAAGUAAGGACUUUUGGGGAUUUAUUCACUUUAUAAGGAAGAGAAGUUCAAAACUUGAGAUAUCAAGGAAACUAUCAGUUUAUUCCAAUGUAAAAAAAAAAAUAAUUGACACUCGAAAUUUUCUAUGGAAAAUAAACUCUGGUUACAGAGUUUUGAAUCUUACUUCUUUGUUUCUACUUACCAUUUAUUUUGUUUAGUCAUCAUAAAAUGUUAACAAUGUUGUUUUUUUUUUAAAUACAUGUUUAUUUUUAGAGGUAAUUUUGCCCAUCAUUGCAAUACUAGGAAUAAAAACAAAUGUAAAUUUAAUCUAAAGCUGUUCUGUGCAACGUUACCUGAACACAACAUGGGGAUAGUUUGAUUUUUCUACUGUUGUAGUCCAAUUACCUGGAUUACAAAUUUACCUCUACAGUAACCAGGAAAAAAUAUUAUUAGUGGUACAGCCCUGAAAUCCUGUACAACUAAUGAUAUUAAUGAUUUUAGUGAUUUAGUGGUACAACUAAAAAAUUAUUUUCUGCUGAGUUUGUCUAUCAGUGGAUUAACUACUUAAUUACUACUUAAGCUCAAAGUACAAGUCAAGUGUCUUGAAAAAAAGAGCUAAAAAGACUGAAACGUUUGUAUUUUGUUUCUUCAUUGAUUGGCCAUAGUCUGUAAAAAUAUUAUCUGCACAAAACAAAUGCAUUAAAGCCUUCUACUUAUUUUCUUUUUUUUUCUAUUCUUAUACAUCUGUGAUAUUUUUCCAGAUAGUGUGUAUUUUAAUUAUUCAGAUUUUAUUCUUUUGAAAUUUCUUAGGUGUAUAUUGUCUAAGUGAUCAGUAGCACAACCCAAAUCUAUCAGUAGGAGAUGUGAUACUGCUAAAUAGGAAAUAAGUCUUUCAUAAUGUUUUCAUUAGAGAAGUUAACAUUAAUACCUGAAUCAGCUAGUGGACUUCAUCUAAAUAGGAUUCUCAGUUUAUCUGUGAACUGGGAGAGAUGGAUUUUGAUUUAACACUGCCCACUGAAAGGGGCUGUUUGUUAUCUGUAAAAGGACCAGCUGUCAGGUACUUGAAAAACACCAAAUUGCUACAAGGACUUCUUGAAUGUACUUUUACUACAUAGCUAAUACCUAACUAAGACAAAAGCUUUUAGUUUGUGGGAGUCUUCUGUACUGAUCAAACUGCUAUGAGAAAUAACCAUUCCUUCUCUAGGAGGGUGGAGAGUAAAGCAAGAAUGUCUGGGUGUUUCAGUCCACUCCCUCCAAUUUUGAUUUUGAAAUGUUUACUUAUUAUAAAUGUAUUUGAAUUAAAGUCUGUUGAGCUUGUUCUUUGUAAAAAAAAAAAACAACAACAAAACAAAACAAAAGCCAAAAAAAAAAAAAAAAAGCUAGUAGCUUUGUUCAUUUGUAACUUUGUAUGCUGAGUGACUGAGGGAUUUAUGGCUGCUGUGUUUGAAGCCUUACUAGUCAUGCUGUUCCCGUUUUUUCCAGCAGUGAAACAGUGUUUUUGUGACUUCUGAUGAACAACAGGUGUCUGACCUUACAUGCUAGCAAAAACUGUUACCUGUCCAAUAGCGGGAUACUUGCCAGGGAGAAUCGUGUCUCUCUUUGUAGUAGCUGCCAAAAGGGAAGAAUACAUGGAAUUCAUGUGGUGUUGAGGAGGUGUGACCUGAGCAAGCUGCCUAGGUGUGUUGUGCCUCGUUUUCUACCAAGUACUACCGGGAGUUGUCUGCACAGAGUGCUCCUCAGCUUCUCUGCUGCAGAUCUCUUAGGGAUUUGGGGAUCAGUUUCCUCAGGGCUUUCUGAACAGUAGCUGAGAAAAUAAAGUAUUUCUUCCUAAGUUUUGGUACUGUAGUCCUUACCUUUGUUGUAAAACUUCUGAAUAUCUGCUUAGACAAAAGCUAUUUAUGAUGCACUUUUAAUUGGGAUUAAAAAGUUACUCUGAAGUCAUAUUAA